AUGCAAACAAUAAAAUGUGUUGUUGUCGGUGAUGGUGCUGUUGGCAAGACGUGUCUUUUAAUCUCUUAUACAACAAAUAAAUUUCCGUCUGAAUACGUUCCUACGGUUUUUGACAAUUAUGCCGUUACAGUCAUGAUUGGAGAUGAACCGUAUACAUUGGGUUUGUUUGAUACAGCUGGCCAAGAGGAUUACGACCGUCUUCGUCCUCUUUCAUAUCCUCAAACAGACGUCUUUUUAGUCUGCUUUUCAGUAACCUCACCAGCUUCUUUCGAAAAUGUCAAAGAAAAAUGGUUCCCCGAGGUUCAUCACCACUGUCCAGGAAUUCCAUGCCUAAUUGUCGGUACUCAGAUAGAUUUGCGAGAUGAUCCAUUGGUGGUUGAAAAGCUAUCACGACAAAAGAUGAGGCCCGUAACUGCAGAGCAAGGCGAAAGGCUCGCUCGGGAAUUGGGUGCUGUUAAAUAUGUUGAGUGUUCAGCUUUGACUCAAAAGGGAUUGAAAAAUGUUUUUGAUGAGGCUAUUGUUGCAGCCUUAGAGCCACCUGUUACUAAGAAGCCUC
Messenger RNA from Dentiscutata heterogama, 556 nucleotides. The record is from the annotation of a GenBank genome assembly. Lineage: Eukaryota; Fungi; Glomeromycota; Glomeromycetes; Diversisporales; Gigasporaceae.